GUUCCACGCUGGACGCUUUCGCCGCCCACUUGACCAACGACCGCGCCCUGCCUGGCCUCCUGCAGAGGGCCAGGCGGGAGUACUGGGGCCUCAUGGACGCCCCGCCCCGAGGGGUGUACGUGUGGGACGAGCAGGCUGCUGCCGCUGCCGAGCAGGUGCAGGAGAGCUGCAGGCAGGGCGGCCAGCCGCCGAGGCCGCCGGGCGCCCCGGGCGCCUCGGGCUCUCGGGGCCCGGCGGUGGAGAUGGAGAUGGCGACCAUGACGGGAGGCCGGUCUGCGGCGGUGCAGCCCGCGCAGCAGCAGAUGGGGCGGCCGCCGCUGGUGCAGCCGCCGCGAGAGGUGAUGCGGCAGAGGAACAUGCAGAACAUGCAGCAGCAGGUGAUGCAGAACGUGCGGCCCAUGCAGCAGGCGGCGAUGCAGCCCUUCCAGCAGAUGGGCCAGCUCGGCCAGCAGUGGGGCGGCCAGUUUGACCAGCAGCAGCCGAUGCAGCAGCAGCCCUUGCAGCAGCGGCCCUUCCAGCAGAUGGGUCAGCCGCUCGCGGCGCCAGGCAACCAGCAGUGGGCGACUGGCAACCAGCAGUGGGCCCCGGGCGGCGGGCCGCUCGGCCGCAUCGGCGGUUGGUGAGAAGGCAGCGCAAGGGUGCGCCGCGGCUGGCCCCGUUCCAUCUGGCUGGCCCCGUUCCAUCUGGUCGCCUGGCGACCCCGACGCCGAAAUUCGGGGGAGGCCACAAGCGUGCACCGUGCCGGUGAGCGCUUCGCCCGCUCAGCGCCCAAAGCUGGGAAAAAUGGCUGGUGGCAGCCGUUCCAGUUGCUCGCUUUAGCCCUUGCCAAUCCCAGCUGGUUUCUUCAGCCUCUGCCGCUUCCACUUUCAUGGAACUUCCACCAGCUUUCAUGUUUACCAGCUUCUCUGUAGCUUCGCCAGCUGGCAGUAGGAGG
Prorocentrum cordatum is the source of this 934-nucleotide messenger RNA. The record is from the annotation of a GenBank genome assembly. NCBI's taxonomy places the organism in Eukaryota, Dinophyceae, Prorocentrales, Prorocentraceae.